AUGACGCUGCUCUUGUUCCUACAGAAGGGACCCAGUGGAGCCUCCCAGGGGAGCACAUCAGAGCCACAGGACCAUGCGCGGGGUAACGCGGAGCUGGCGCGGCUGCGGCCGGGGCUGGCUGUGCUGGGCGCGGACGAGCGCAUCUGCGCGCUGACCCGCAGGCUGGUGCACGGCGAGGAGCUGCGGUUUGGGGCCAUCCAUGUGCGCUGUCUCCUGACGCCGGGCCACACCUCCGGCCACAUGAGCUACUUCCUAUGGGAAGAGGACUGUCCUGAUCCGCCGGCGGUGUUCUCGGGGGAUGCGCUGUCGGUGGGUGGCUGCGGCUUGCGCCUGGAGAGCACAGCUCAGCAAAUGUAUCAGAGCUUGGUCGAGACCCUGGGUACGCUGCCGCCGGAGACGAAGGUGUUCUGUGGCCACGAACACACGCUGGGCAACCUUGAGUUUGCACAGAAAGUGGAGCCCGGCAAUGACCACGUGAGGGCCAAGCUGUCAUGGGCCAAGAAGAGGGAUGAGGACGACAUGCCCACAGUGCCAUCCACCCUGGGCGAGGAGCUCCUCUACAACCCCUUCCUAAGGGUGGCAGAAGAGCCUGUGUGCAAGUUCACGGGGAAGGCGGCCCUGGCCGAGGUCCUGGAGGCACUCUGCAGGGAGCGGGCAAGCUUCGAGCGGGCGGCUGAGCCCCUGCAGCCGCAGGCCCGGGCUCUCCUGGCACUGCAGUGGGCCCUGAGCACACCCCAACAGAAGUGA
This is a messenger RNA of Puma concolor (puma), 747 nucleotides long. The record is from RefSeq and is a predicted model, not a curated record. NCBI's taxonomy places the organism in Eukaryota, Metazoa, Chordata, Mammalia, Carnivora, Felidae.